This is a messenger RNA of Calypte anna (Anna's hummingbird), 1506 nucleotides long. It is a transcript of the gene LRRC74A, whose product is annotated as leucine rich repeat containing 74A. The coding region runs from base 1 to 1506 and encodes 501 amino acids. The transcript has 14 exons. NCBI's taxonomy places the organism in Eukaryota, Metazoa, Chordata, Aves, Apodiformes, Trochilidae. Gene Ontology annotation, molecular function: protein binding. The record is from RefSeq and is a predicted model, not a curated record.
AUGUCUGUGAACUCCUCAUUUAAGGAAGAGAAAAAAGAAAUGGACCCUCCACUCCCUGAUGGUGACAUGGAGAAUGAGUCUGAGAAGAACACAGACCAGAAUGAAGUGACCUCCAGAAUCAUUGAGUCUUCAGAGUCUCUAUCACUGCCUGACACCUUAGCAGAGAGGGACACACCAGGUUCUGACACUGACCUCGAGGCUGAAGAUUCUGAGAAGGCCUUUGUGAGUAUUACAGGCACAGAGCUGUACUUGGAAGCAUGCAGGCUGAUGGAGGUUGUGCCUGUCUCACAUUUUAUUCAGAACUUGGACAAGCCUUAUAUAAACCUGAACCACCACGGUCUAGGACCCAAAGGUGUCAAAGCUAUUGCUAUUGCUCUGGUGUCCAACACAACCAUCACCCAUCUAGAACUGGAAGACAACUGCAUUUUGGCAGAAGGAGCCAUAUGCAUAGCAGAGAUGCUACAAGAGAAUUCCUCACUUCAAGAACUGAACAUGUCAAAUAACCACCUAGACACAGCAGGAGCUAAAGCCAUUGCCAGUUUCCUUUUGGAUAAUAUAUCCUACCUCCAUGCUCUUAAGCUCUCAGGAAACAACUUUGGAGAGGAAACUGCACCAUACUUUGCAGAGGCAUUAACGGCAAAUUACCAAGUGAAGGAGCUGGACCUCAGCCACAAUGAGUUCUCUGAGAAGGGAGGACAGCUCCUGGGACAGAUGCUUGCUAGUAAUACAACACUGGAGAUUCUGGACCUUAGCUGGAACCACCUGAGGAGGAAGGGGGCAGAAGCACUGGGCAGAGGUCUCAGGGGCAAUGGUGCACUGCAAAUGCUCAACCUUUCCUGGAAUGCCAUUGGUAAUGAGGGAGCAAUGGCUCUAGGAGAUGCUCUCAAAGUCAAUAACGUGCUGGUUCAUCUGGACAUCAGCAACAACCAGAUAAGUGAUGAGGGAGUCAAGAAACUCUGCAGGGGCCUUGAUGUCAAUGGAAAACUCAAAAUCCUGAAGAUGUCCAAUAAUCCAGUGACCGUGGAAGGUGCCAUUUCACUGCUCAUCUCUGUCAGAAAGAACGCAAAUUCCAUGAUGGAGCAGAUUGACAUCUCAAAUGUGUUGGUGAAUGAAACUUUCAUCAAAUUGCUGGAUCUGGUGUGUCAAAUGCAUCCUGAACUAGAUGUCAUCUAUGGGGAGGUCGAGGGCCAUGUUUCCAAGCUCCCCAAGCAGUAUCCAAAUCCCAUGAAAGUGUUUCAGGACUACCUGAAAGACCACAACCUACAACUCUGGGACUUUUUUAGGAGUAUUGAUGAGGAUGGAAACAUGAAGAUCCCUGUGGCAGCCUUCCGGAGAGCCUUGAUGCAGGAAUCAAGCAUCCCACUAGAUCGAGACCAAAUUGGGGAACUAGUGAGCAAGUUAGAUCAGAAUCGGACAGGGGUUGUGGACUACAGUCACUUAAAGGAGGACAAGCCAGAACAAAUGCCAGUGGAAGGUGACAUCGAGGAAAAGAAGGAAGAGCCAUAA